Messenger RNA from Cornus florida, 1532 nucleotides. RefSeq names its product isoaspartyl peptidase/L-asparaginase 1. Gene Ontology annotation, molecular function: hydrolase activity. The record is from RefSeq and is a predicted model, not a curated record. Lineage: Eukaryota; Viridiplantae; Streptophyta; Magnoliopsida; Cornales; Cornaceae.
CAAAUUGCACCCGUGAAAUGCGGGAAAAGGACAUAUUCCUCGUGACAACUACUACGAGCCAACAAGAAGGGAAUCUCACCUGAGCAAAGUGACUCGAAUUGACGAAGCCAACAACUAGGAGAGAGUGUGCGCGCGAUAAAGAGGGGAUCAAUUCCCACUUUCCAGUGGAGUGAGAGAGUAGGAAUGGGGUGGGCAAUUGCCUUGCAGGGUGGCGCCGGCGACAUACCACUGACUCUACCUCCGGAACGCCGGGAGCCACGAGAAUCGGCCCUCCGCCAUUGUCUGCAGAUCGGCGUCGCUGGUCUCAAAGCCAAACAGUCUGCUUUGGAUGUUGUAGAACUUGUGGUACGUGAACUGGAAAACCAUCCGAACUUCAAUGCUGGUAAAGGAUCUGUCCUAACCAGCGCAGGCACUGUUGAAAUGGAGGCUUGCAUCAUGGAUGGUAAUACAAAGAAAUGUGGAGCUGUUUCUGGUCUCACCACUGUUGUUAAUGCCAUAUCUCUAGCUAGGCUGGUUAUGGAGAAAACACCUCAUAUAUAUCUUGCAUUUGAUGGCGCAGAGGCAUUUGCAAGGGAACAGGGGGUUGAAACUACAGAUACACAUCAUUUUAUUACUCCAGAAAAUAUUGAGAGGCUAAAACAAGCAAAAGAAGCCGACAGGGUUCAGAUAGAUUAUACUCAACCCAUCCAAAAAGAUGCUGAAAAAGAAACACCAGCUGCUGAUGGGGAUAGCCAAAUCGGCACAGUAGGAUGUGUGGCAGUUGAUAGCCAUGGAAAUUUAGCUACCGCAACAUCUACUGGUGGGUUUGUGAACAAGAUGGUUGGAAGGAUUGGGGACACACCCAUCAUUGGCGCGGGCACAUAUGCCAACAGUCUGUGUGCAGUCUCUGCCACGGGCAGAGGUGAAGCAAUAAUACGUUCUACUGUUGCGAGAGAUGUGGCAGCCCUUAUGGAGUACAAGGGGCUCUCUCUCAAGGAGGCAGCAGCUUAUGUCGUAGAAAAGUGCGCGCCAAAAGGCACUGCUGGCUUGGUUGCUGUGUUUGCCACCGGAGAAGUCACAAUGGCAUUUAAUACGACAGGCAUGUUUAGAGCUUGUGCCACCGAAGAUGGAUAUUCUGAAAUCGGAAUAUGGCCAUCUGUUUGAGUUUGUGUGUUAUGUUUCAGUAGUGUAAUCUGUUUGGUUUUACCAAAUACCAGAAUGUUGCUGUAAAAUCAUGGUUUGAGCUGCAUAGGGCCAGCGAGACUUGGUAUUUUAAAAUGAUCUUGGAACCAUGAAAUUAUUAUUAUUAUUUUGGUAUUUUAAAAUGAAGUGAAGAGUAUGAAUGUAAGAGAUUGUUUUUAACAUUUGCAGCACUUUGUGAACUAGAAUUCUUCUUGAAAGUACCUGUGGUACAUGGUUCAAAAUUGCUUCUUUUUUUCUUUUUCUUUUUUUUUUUCAUCAAGUUCCUUUAACGAAAAAGGUCUUAACUCAUCAAUUCUAAAAUAUGAUUUGCAUUUUCAGAAAAGAAAAUAAAAUAAAAUAAAAUAAAUAAA